AUGAUGUCGAAUUUUUUAUUCCAAAUUGCAUUGGAAGUUUUAUUUAUUUUUAGUCAGACAUUCUAUUAAAGAACAUUAUAAAUUACUUUCAUAUUGAUAAAUGUUAUACUAUUUUAAAUAGAAUCUAUUAAAUAUGGCUUUGAUAACGUAGAUUCUAAUUAUUUGUUUACAACGAUUUUAUUGUUACUGGAGAUCUAAUAAAAUUAGAAAACUAGAAAAGCUAUUUGGUAGGCUAUUUAAAAAAUCUUACUUUUAAUAUUAUUUUUAAGCUUCUCCUACUUCAAAGAUGAUCAAUAAGAUUAAAAAUUUAUUUUAAAUUUUUUUAGGAUAUUCAAUUAAAAAUUAAAUAUAGCAUUAUUUAUAUUUUUAUUGUAUGGAAGGAAAGAAUAUAAAAUUUAAGAGUAAAACCUUAAUUUUUUGGGCAUAAUUGAUGAUAAAAUUAUUUAAAAAAAAUAAACAAGCGAGAAAAAGAAUGGGUUCAAAAAAAUCGAUACUAAAAGAUCAUCAUUUUAGGAUUUAAGCGAGAUUGUUACAGAAAGAAAGUUAACAUUCUAAAAAUAUUAAUUUUAAUCAUCAAUAGAUUAAAAUUUAUUAUUGGAUGUUUUAUCUGAAGCAGUAGUUAUUAUAAAAUUCGAAAAAUCUGAAGAUCCACAAAUUUAUAAACCUAAAAUUGAUUAUUAAAAUUUAUUAAGUAAAACUAUGUUUUAAAGAACUAAUUAAGAACUGCUAUAAUUUUUUGAAAAAAUAUAAAGUGAGGUUUUGAGUGAUGACUCUCCAGUUAAUCCAAGAAGUUCUUUGUUAUCAUUUUAGAGUUUAGCAUAAUAAUAGUAUAAAUAUAUGAAAAGGUCUUCUAAAUUUAAUCCAUAAUAAUACUUUGCAACUGAUUUUAAGUAAGAUUUAAAAUAAGGAGGACUUCCUUCUUAAUCUCCAGGAAUAAAAUCUUUAACUACUUAAGUAAAAUUAAUAAUGAUAUUAUAGUUAAACACUGUUUAUAAAUGUUUACUCUAUGUAUUCAAUACAAAGAGAUUAAGAUUUGAAAUAAAUGGAAGAGUAGAAGCAUUGAUAAUAGAAACUAAUUUUGAAAUAGAAAAUAUCAAAAAAACUGCUGAAAUCAUUAUCACAAUAGGAAGUGAAGAUUCACUACUUUUAAUUGCUAGAGAUGUAGUUCAUAGAAAAAAUAUAAAGGAACUUUUUGAAAUUAAUUAAUCUAAAUCUAAGAUUUUAUCUUUUGUUAGUCAUGAAUUUAGAUCUCCUUUGAAUGUUAUGAUAAAUUUACUUCAAAAAAUUAAAGAAGAUAAAAGUCUAAAUAAAAUUGUGUUAUAACAACUUUCAAUAGUGUUAGAGAAUUCAUUUUAUAUGCUAAAUCUAUCAAAUGAUUUACUUGAUUUAGCAUAAAUAAAAAAUGAUACAUUUACUUUAAGUUUAAAAACUGUAAAUGUUAUAGAAUUAGGGGAAGAAUGUAUUAAGAUGUUUGAAUUGUAGGCAGAAUAAAAAAAUAUAUAAUUAGCUAUCAAAACUAACACAAAACCAUUAUAUAUAUAAACAGAUAAAAACAGAUUGAAAUAGAUACUUAUAAAUCUUAUUGCAAAUGCGAUGAAAUUUACAAAAGAAGGAAGCAUUUCAAUUAAAAUUAUAUAAAAAGGAUUAUUAGUAGAGAUUGGAGUGGAAGAUACAGGAGUUGGAAUUUCACCAUCAGAAUAAUCUAAAUUGUUUAAGGCUUUUUGUAAAAUAAAAGACAGUGAUCAUUAAAAAUUAAAUGAGUAAGGAGUUGGAUUAGGACUUGUAAUAAGUAAUAAGAUAGCAUAACAACUAUCAUUUGAUGGUUAAGGAUUAAAGGUUAUUUCAAGAGAUAUUACAUAAUAAGAUCAUGGAUCACAUUUUUAUUUAAUAUUGAAAGUUAAAUAAUUUCAUUAGAAAAUAGAUUUCUCAAAAAUUUGUCAAGUUGAUAAUAAUGAAAUAGAGUCGCCAAUAAUAGAUAAAUAUACACAAUUAUCAUAGUUUAAAAUGACAUUUAAUAAUGAUAUGAAUUCAUUUGCAGAUGAACAAAAGUUUUUAGACAAAUAUAUUUGUCAACAUAUAUUAAUAGUAGAUGAUAAUAUAUUUAAUUUAAAUAUUUUAGAAAUGUAGUUAAAAUAAUUGUAAAUUUAUAUUUUAUAAUAAUAGUACAAAAACCAAAAUUGAUAAAAAUUUUAGUGGAAUACAAGCUAUUGAAUCUGUAAAAAAUAAAAAAUGUAAUUAACAUUGUUCAGGAUAUUAGGCAAUUUUUAUGGAUAUGGAAAUGCCUGGCUUAGAUGGGAUUUAGGCAUCUGCUCAAAUAUUAUAAUUAAAUAAAAAUAUUAAAAUAUUCAUAGUAUCUGGAUAUGAAAAAGAUCAUUUUAGUGAAGAAAAUAAAAAAAUUGGAAUUAAAGAUUUUAUUGUAAAACCAAUUUCUUAAUAAGUUAUAUAAAAGAUUAUAUUAGAAAAUCAUUUGUGA
Paramecium sonneborni is the source of this 2473-nucleotide messenger RNA. Lineage: Eukaryota; Ciliophora; Oligohymenophorea; Peniculida; Parameciidae. The record is from the annotation of a GenBank genome assembly.